Messenger RNA from Phlebotomus argentipes, 1511 nucleotides. It is a transcript of the gene Dronc, whose product is annotated as caspase Dronc. NCBI's taxonomy places the organism in Eukaryota, Metazoa, Arthropoda, Insecta, Diptera, Psychodidae. The record is from RefSeq and is a predicted model, not a curated record. Gene Ontology annotation, molecular function: cysteine-type endopeptidase activity. The coding region runs from base 143 to 1408 and encodes 421 amino acids. Gene Ontology annotation, biological process: proteolysis. The transcript is spliced from 4 exons.
UGAGUCAGACUGAACAAAAAAGGCUUCGGUGUGCAAUUUUAUUCGCCAAUUUUGACUGAUUUUUAGUAGAAAUUUUAAGAUAAAGUGUCCUUAUCACCACCAGAAGUUGUGCAUUUAGUGAAAUUAGUCAAAUAUCCAUGCAAUGGAUCCCGCGCACAAGGAGAAUAUCCGUGCCAACACGAAGCGUCUCCUCAAUGUUACGGAUUAUGAGAACUUCAUAAGGUGCUGCAUAAAAAAGGAAAUUAUCUCCAAUACCAUGAGGGAAAAUAUCGAGAACGAGUGGGGCAAUGAGACGGACAGGAAGCAGGCGCUGUGGGAGAAGAUUCCGAAGAGGGGCCCCAAAGCCUAUGCGAGGCUGCUGGAGCUCUGCAGUGAGAACUAUCCGGUGGCUUACACCAUCCUCAACAAGUCCACGGGGAAGAAUCUCGGCCAGGUGGCGAGUGUGAGCCAGACCAGAGAAGUUUACACACCUCUGGAUGAACCAGACAUGAAAUUGGUCAACGACGGAGCGUGUCUGUCUAUGGAAAAGGAAUUGCCCAGCGCAAUAGUGUUGGAAACAUAUCCGGGCCCAGUAAUCAACCACCUGAAUCUCACGGUGAAGAAGUCCAGGAAGAUACACAAGAAUCCCAAAUUGAAUGUGUACAAAAUGACGUCCCGGAAUCGUGGAGUUCUCCUGCUCAUCAACAUUAUUAAGUUCCGGAAAGCGGAGCUGAAUCGCAGGGGAGCUGACAACGAUAGGGACAAUCUCAUCUACUUAUUCACCGAGUUGGGCUUCACCAUUUACUACUAUGAAGACAUCGAACCGAAGAAGCUCUUCCGAUACCUCGAAGCCUUCCAGAUGCAGGCAAUUCUGGAAAAAUACGAAUGCUUCGUGUUCGGAAUCAUGACACAUGGGAACAUUGAGAACCACCAGACGUACGUGGAGUUUGGCAACGGACAAACCAUUCCUCUGGAUUCGAUUCUGGAACAGUUUUACAACGACAAGUGCUACUCUCUCAUAAGGAAACCCAAAAUCUUCCUUCUACCUUUCUGCAGAGGAAACCAUCCUGAUCUAGGAGUUUUCGUUCAGAAUAUCCAACACGACGGCUCUCUCAUGAUACCCAGCGAAGCUGGUCAGUCUUCAGUGCGUAAAAUAACAACAAAGAGUGAUAUUCUCAUUUGCUACGCCACAGUCAAAGGAUACGAGAGCCAUCGUCACAGGGACACUGGCUCUUGGUAUAUUCAGGCUCUGUGCCAAGUGUGGGCAGAAAAUGCCCACGACACGGAUGUGGAGACCAUGAUGAAGAUGGUGGACACGAAAAUGCGAGAAGAGUGGGGCAACACUACGCACACCGUUCAGACAGCCUCAAUGGAGAACCUGGGCUUCAACGAUGCUCUCUUCCUCAAUCCAGGAUUCUACGAGGAGUGACGAAACCUUCCAUUUUGUGUGUUUUUUUUACUUUACAACGACAAACACUCGUUCCAAACGAAGAUAUGAUUUCAAAUCUUUCAAAUACUUUGUACGAACUCAG